Messenger RNA from Ornithorhynchus anatinus (platypus), 2054 nucleotides. RefSeq names its product RAD51 associated protein 1 (gene RAD51AP1). NCBI's taxonomy places the organism in Eukaryota, Metazoa, Chordata, Mammalia, Monotremata, Ornithorhynchidae. The record is from RefSeq and is a predicted model, not a curated record. The transcript has 9 exons. Gene Ontology annotation, biological process: double-strand break repair via homologous recombination; interstrand cross-link repair. Bases 87 to 1079 code for a protein of 330 amino acids. Gene Ontology annotation, molecular function: double-stranded DNA binding; single-stranded DNA binding.
AGGGCCCUCUGCCGCCCGCGAGACACAAACCGGAAGCGGGCUGCACUUCCGCUUCCGGGGAGGCGGGGCCACCGCCGGUUUUGGCUAUGGCGCGGCCGGUGCGGGCCAAGAAGCCAGUUGAUUAUUCCCAGUUUGGAGACUCUGAUAAUGAUGGCGACGACGAUUUUGUUUCUUCGGCUGCCCCGUCCAACAAAAGAUCCAGGCUGUCCUUGAAGGAGGGAGGCCGAGGCAGCCAGGAAAAGCCCAAGCUGAAAAGGCCCCAGAAGGAACAGGUCCCGCAAGAGAAGAGGGUGUCACUAGAUGACAAGCUCUUCCAGAGAAGCUUAGAGGUCGCCCUAGCUUUGUCAGCCAAAGAACCGUCUGCUUGCAGUGCUGGCCUGCAGGAAUCUCGAGGUAAAGGGGAUUCCCGCUUCCCAGGUGCUGAGAAAUGGAAUGAUGCAGCCGAGCAAGGCCCAGGACAGCGUCUCCCUCAUCUCUCCAACUGCAGCGUUGCUGGCGACUGCUUAGGGCUGGAUGCAAUUACUGCUGGGGAUGGUUCUCAGCAGCAAGAAGGAAGGGCUGAAAGCCCGGCGCCUUCGCGGACGCUGACGGGAGGAGGCGGAUCAGGAGGCUCCGAGUCGGACUUCACAGCUGAAGACUCGGAGGAGGAGGAAGACUUCAGUGAGGAGGAGGAUGAAGACUUCUCAGUGAAGAGGAACAAGGCCAGAGGACGGAACAAGAAGAGUCCUGUCGUCAAGGUUCCCACAGAAAAGAAAGUGGGGAAAGCCACCAAGUCCAAGUCUAAGGUGUCAGUGACCGUAGCCGGUUCAGAAGGUCCCCUAUCCGUCCGAGACCCCAGCGAGCCUAUGGCCAACGGGACCCGGGUCUCAUCCGAGCCGGCGAGGAAGCCGUCGGCAGCCCCCAGCACCUCUCCUGAGAAUCGGAGGCCCAAGUGGGUCCCACCGGCCACAUCGGGAAACCGCAGCCACUGUCCCGCGCCACCGACUGCCUCUGUCAAGUCUCCGAGCCAGAGUCUCCGACUCGGCCUGUCCAGGCUGGCGCGUGUCAAGCCCCUGCACCCGGGAGCGGCGAGUAGCUGAGCCCCAGGUGGGGAGAGGCACCCCCCCCAGGCUGGGGAGGCCGAGCUGUGAGCCUGCACCGAUCCUGGACCCGGGGGACGGCCGGGCCGCGACCGUCCACUGGCUCCAUUGCCCUCCCCAGUGUCCUCGGAGCUCCCGCCAGUCCCGCGAGGGAGGACUCGCCUGCGGCCCGCUGCCCAGCACCACCCAGGCGGCUCCCAUCUUGUUCCGAGAGGCUGCGGUUUCGGGGCAAAAAUGCCCUCCCCACCCCCGUUUUAACGGGGAAUGAAAUAUUUACCUCGGCAGCUUAGAGACCCGUGCGAGGGGGCUGCCGGUCGUUGGCAGACGUGGUGAUAGUGGACUGUGCUCACCGCCUGCAGUACUGGGGGUGGAGGCGGGGUUCCCUGCAACCUGGACCAGGUCUCAGACGUCGGGGGCAUGGGGAGCGUAAUUGCGCGCUCCUUCUCUCAACCCGGGGCCCUUUCCUCCAUUCCAGCCUUUCUGCCCACCGAACCUGGGGGCCGGCCCAACCCCCAGAUCCAUUCUCCUGCCUGCGGCCAGGUGCCGGGUGGGACCCUGCCUGCUGGGUCCUAAUUUCGCCCACUCCGGGUCAGGCCCACCCUCGCGAUGCCGGGCAGCAGCUUGGCAGAGAACCAGAUCCGGAGGUGACCCGGGCAACGGGAACUGAGGAGACCAGGUGUUAACGUGGGCCCGGUUGAUGCACGCACCUGUGUGAUUUGGGAGGUGAGGGGGGCUCACCCUCCGUGCCGAGGGGGCUGUUGCAGUCCAGCGCUGGUCCUCUCGUACCUGGUAACGUACUUGGCCCGUAGCGGACCCUCCUCCUCUCACCUCCAGCACAGCUCUCCGUUGUCUCGCUCCUCCUCGGGCUGGACGAGGGCCGCUUGGUCACACCUCUCCGCCUCUGCUGCUCUGCCUUCCUGCCACAUUGCGCUCUUCCCCUUCGUGAAGAAAUAAAGUCUUUGAGUUUUAAGGCCC